AUGUCUUGCACGGUGGCCAUCCCGAGCUCGCCAGUCUUCUCGCCCUCACGCCGCCCGCUCUCCUGCAAGGCCGCUUCCGCCUCGCCGGAGCCCGCCGUCGCCGUCGCCGUCUCCGCCUCCUCCACGGCGCCCGCGCCCGCCGCCGCCGGCUCGCCGCUCCGCCCCUUCGCGCUCCGCGCGCUGCUCCGGGAGGAGGUCUCCCCGUCUCCGUCGCCCCAGCCGCCCUCCGCCGCCGCGGUGGCCUCGGCACCUACUGGGGCCGUGCUGAAGCGGCGGCGACCGGCGCCGCUCGUGGUGCCGGCGUCCGGCGCGGCUGCUGCUGCUGCUGCGGCGGCGGCGGUGGCCGCUGUGGAGGCAGAUCCGAGGAACGAGGUGGAGGAGGAGGGGGAGGAGUUCGCGGCGUACUGCCGGAGGGGGAAGGGGAGGAGAAGGGUGGAAAUGGAGGACCGGCAUGUGGCCAAGGUCGCUCUCGGCGGAGAUCCCCAAGUGGCGCUGUUUGGUGUAUUCGAUGGCCACGGCGGGAAAAACGCGGCAGAGUUCGCUGCUGAGAACUUGCCCAAGUUUAUUGCCGAGGAGUUCAAGAAGGUAAACGGCGGAGAGAUCGAAGGAGCUGUGAAAAGGGGUUACCUCAAGACGGACGAGGAGUUCCUCAAGAGGGACGAGAGCGGGGGCGCGUGCUGCGUCACAGCCGUUCUCCAAAAGGGUGGACUGGUCGUCUCCAAUGCCGGAGACUGCCGUGCGGUGCUCAGCCGAGCAGGGAAGGCAGAGGCGCUCACCUCCGACCACCGGGCCUCCCGGGAGGAUGAGAAGGAGAGAAUAGAGAAUUUGGGUGGAUUUGUGGUGAAUUACCGUGGAACAUGGCGAGUCCAGGGCUCCCUGGCAGUGUCUAGGGGCAUUGGGGAUGGACAUCUAAAGCAGUGGGUUGUGGCUGACCCAGACACCAGGACGCUCCUGGUUGACCAGCAGUGCGAGUUCUUGAUACUUGCUUCUGAUGGCCUCUGGGAUAAGAUCGAUAAUCAGGAGGCAGUAGACCUUGCACGACAUCUCUGCAUUAACAACGACAAGACCUCUCGCAUGGCUGCCUGCAGGAUGCUCACUGAGACGUCGAUUUCCAGGGGCUCAACUGAUGAUAUCAGUGUCGUGAUCGUGCAGUUGCAGAAAUUUUCAAGUUCCUAA
Messenger RNA from Miscanthus lutarioriparius, 1176 nucleotides. Lineage: Eukaryota; Viridiplantae; Streptophyta; Magnoliopsida; Poales; Poaceae. The record is from the annotation of a GenBank genome assembly.